Molecule: messenger RNA, 1657 nt
Organism: Teleopsis dalmanni
Lineage: Eukaryota; Metazoa; Arthropoda; Insecta; Diptera; Diopsidae
Product: nuclear protein localization protein 4 homolog
Exons: 8
Coding region: 329-1657 (442 amino acids)
Biological process (GO): ubiquitin-dependent protein catabolic process
Cellular component (GO): nucleus
Molecular function (GO): ubiquitin binding; ubiquitin protein ligase binding
Source: RefSeq, a predicted model, not a curated record
AUAAGUAAUCCUAUUGAUAUAUAAUUUUGGAUCAAUAUUCACUAAAUUAAAUUUGAUUGACGAUUCUUUUUGAAAAAUGUUUGAAGAAAUUAUUGAUACAGCGCGUACACUGAACACACUCAAUUUGACAGUUAAGAUUUUGGUGCCGGUGAUUUGCAAUAUUUGUGUGCCCUUAGUUUUUUUUAUGGUCGGUACUAUUAUUUGUUUACGUGUAUUAUUGCGUCGAUAAAAAGUUCUAAGCUGCAUAAAGUGACGUGGAUAAUUUCACGAAAAUCAUUUCCAAAUUCUGAAUAUUUAGAAACUCAAAUUUGACAACAACAAAAGUGCAAUGUCCCAACAAAGCGAUAAAAUUCUUGUACGUGUCCAAUCUGCUGAAGGAAUUAAACGUAUUGAAGUAUCUCCAAAUUCAAAUAUCAGGGAAUUCUUUGAUAUUAUACAGAAGAAACUUAAAGUUGAUGGAUUUGGUAUAUUUAGAGAACGGAAUUUUAUUACUGAGUUGCAUAUAAAUACACCACAGAAGGUUGGGGCAAUUCUCAAACAUGGCGAUAUGGUUUACUUAAAACAAAUGGCUGGCAACUCCAUGAGGAGAACUAGUACAGUUGCUAUUGACGAUUUUGAAACUUCAACAGCAGAUGAUGUGCCGACAACAAGUGCUAAAGAAUUUAGACCAUCAGUAAAUAUUACUGAAGAUGAGGUCGAUCUAUUGUUAGCAAAAAUGGAUGGUCUUAUUCAACGUGAGCGGGAUAGCAAAUUAUGCCAUCAUAAUGCUAAUGGUCGUUGCUUACAUUGUUCUCCUCUGGAACCAUAUGAUGAAACCUAUUUAAAAGAUCAUAAAAUUAAGCAUCUUUCAUUUAACUCAUAUAUACGUAAACAAAAAUCUGGUAUUGAUGGUAAAUAUGUAGCGAUGGAUGAUAUUAAUUGUCGCAUUAAACCUGGCUGUCGUGAACAUCCACCAUGGCCAAAGGGAAUCUGCUCCAAAUGUCAGCCGUCAGCUAUAACUUUAAAUCGUCAAGUUUAUAGACACGUUGACAAUGUUAUGUUUGAAAAUACAACAAUAGUGGAGCGUUUUUUGAAUUACUGGCGUGCAACAGGUCAUCAACGCUUGGGGUAUCUAUAUGGUACAUACGAAGUACAUACCGAUGUACCAUUAGGCAUACGCGCUAAAGUUGCAGCAAUUUAUGAACCACCACAAGAAUCAACUAAAGAUUCUAUUAAAGUACUACACGACGAAGGUGCUAAAGAUGUUGAGGAAGUGGCUGCAGCGUUAGGUUUAAAGAAGAUUGGAUGGAUAUUUACUGAUCUUAUUACUGAAGACAGUGCAAACGGUACUGUUAAACAAUUGCGUGGCAUUGAGACUCAUUUCCUAACAGCUCAAGAAUGUAUAACUGCUGGUGAACUUCAAAAUCGUCAUCCAAAUCCUUGCAAAUAUUCUUCAAGUGGUUAUUUUGGUUCGAAAUUUGUUACAGUUUGUGUUACAGGAGAUAAAACUAAACAAGUUCAUAUGGAAGGAUAUGCAGUUUCUGCACAAUGUAUGGCUUUAGUGCGCGAUAAUUGCUUAAUACCAACUAAGGAUGCUCCUGAACUUGGCUAUGUUCGUGAAUCAUCAGAUAAACAAUAUGUACCGGAUGUAUACUAUAAGGUAAGUGUAGUGCAGUAA